Opisthocomus hoazin is the source of this 1290-nucleotide messenger RNA. The record is from RefSeq and is a predicted model, not a curated record. Lineage: Eukaryota; Metazoa; Chordata; Aves; Opisthocomiformes; Opisthocomidae.
AUGCCGCAGCCUGCUAAAACUUUAACCACUGAUGAACAGGUUUUGCUUUAUUGUCCCUCUUCUUUAUCCUCCACUUGCCCCUUCAACUUUAGGAAACUAGCAGGAUGCACUCUCUUCAUCACGGGCGCAAGCCGAGGCAUUGGCAAAGCCAUUGCUUUGAAAGCUGCCAAGGAUGGUGCAAACAUUGUGAUAGCUGCUAAGACAGCCGAGCCUCAUCCUACUCUUCCAGGGACUAUCUACACUGCUGCAGCAGAGAUUGAAGCAGCUGGAGGAAAGGCCUUGCCAUGCAUCGUUAAUGUGAGGGAAGAACAGCAAAUUAUUAAUGCUGUGGAGAAAGCUGUGAAGACUUUUGGAGGGAUUGAUAUUUUGGUGAACAAUGCAAGCGCCAUCUCUUUGACUGGCACUUUGGAAACGGAAACGAAGAAGGUCAAUCUGAUGAUGGAUGUCAAUGUACGAGGAACCUACCUUACGUCUAAAACAUGCCUUCCCUACUUGAGGAAGAGUAGGAACCCCCAUAUCCUGAACCUCAGCCCACCUAUGAAUCUGAAUCCCAUGUGGUUCAAAAAUCAUUGUGCUUAUACCAUUAGUAAAUAUGGGAUGUCCAUGUGUGUAUUGGGAAUGGCAGAAGAAUUUAGAGGAGAAGUUGCUGUCAAUGCUUUAUGGCCUAAAACAGCCAUACAUACAGCUGCUAUGGAUAUGCUGGGAGGAUCUGGAAUAGAAAAACAGUGCAGGAAGACGGACAUCCUUGCAGACGCUGCAUACUGCAUUUUAACAAAACCAAAAAGUUUCACUGGGAACUUCAUUAUUGAUGAAGUUCUGCUGAAAGAAGAAGGAGUUAAAGAUUUUGAUGUCUAUGCAAUUGCACCAGGUCACCCCCUGAUGCCUGACUUCUUCUUGGAUGUUGAAACUGACAUGACAGACAGGAAACAAGAAAAUAGGGAAAGCACUCCGCCGAGUCCCGUUGCAGAGACGUUCCGAGUUAUCCAGGGGGCAGUGAGUGUGGAGCACGUGAGGAGUACGCAGGGUGUCUUCCAGUUUGAGCUGUCUGGUGACGAAGGUGGCACGUGGUAUAUUGACCUGAAAACCGAAGGCGGGAGCGCUGGUUUCGGAAAGCCCCCCGUGACGGCCGAUGUGGUUAUGAGCAUGUCGAGUGCCGACUUUGUCAAAAUGUUCACAGGUAAACUAAAGCCAACCCUGGCCUUCAUGUCAGGAAAAUUAAGGAUUAAAGGUAACAUGGCACUAGCAAUAAAGCUCGAGAAGAUGCUCACACAACUUAACUCUAAGCUGUGA